Molecule: messenger RNA, 1823 nt
Organism: Gastrolobium bilobum
Lineage: Eukaryota; Viridiplantae; Streptophyta; Magnoliopsida; Fabales; Fabaceae
Exons: 3
Coding region: 335-1375 (346 amino acids)
Source: RefSeq, a predicted model, not a curated record
CAUUUGGAUUUUGGAUUGAAGAAGUAGAAGUAGGGGAAAAAGUGGUGUCUAAUAAAGUCAAAUUCCUGUUGAAGCUCACAAAGAAGAAAGAAGCACCAUUUUUUCUUUUCUUCUUCUCUCUGUACCAAUAAAACACAGUCAGAACCAAUAUCUUUCUUCUAUAGUUUCAAUCUUCAAUUUCCUUUCCUUUUCUUCCUCCAAGAUCAGAUUUUUCUUUGACCCUUUUCCUCAUUCUUAACGAAUCCCCCCUCCAUCCACUUCCCCUUCAAAUCAGUUUCAUGCUUCUUCACUGUGUCAGAUCGUAGAUCUUGCUGUCGGUGAUUGAUCGGAGUAGAUGUCGCCGUCAAACGGGUUGCAAAACGGCGGGGGCGGUAAUGGGCUGAGUUAUAUAGAACAUCAAGUUUCCAAAUUUGACACUCUUGCCGGUGUUGCCAUCAAGUAUGGUGUUGAGGUAUCUGACAUCAAAAGGAUGAACGGGUUAGCCACAGAUCUUCAAAUGUUUGCACUGAAGACAUUGAGAAUUCCAUUACCAGGACGACAUCCACCAUCUCCCACUCCCAGUCUGCCUAAUGGACCUGCAAAGUUGGGAGAUAAUAGCAAUGAAAGGAGACCCCCACGCAUAGGUCAAUCUGCCAUGAAGGAACCUCUCCAGUCCUUAAGACUGAAAGCGCCCCAAGAGAAGAUUUCUCCAGCUAUGACCAUUUUACAGAAAUACUAUGGACUCAAAUCUUCAAGUUCUAGAGAUACAUCUGAGGGAACAGAAAUGGCAGUUUAUAAAUCUGCUAGUUCAGAUCAUUCCAGAGAUGAAUGGCUUCCCAAUACCUCGCCAAUUUCAGAUACACCAUCAAACCAUUACCCCAAGUCAACAAAUUUAGUGUUUGAUCUACUUACUGGGAACGAUGAUGCGCCUGAGUAUGUUCCUCUUGCAGAAAUUGAGGGUGGGGGAGCUGAGAAGUCUGACGAGAAAUUCGUGCGCAGACGUCAGAAAUCUGAAGUUGAUAAUGGAGCUAGUACACCAGAAAGGAUAUUGAAAGAAGGAAACAGUAGUGGAUCAAAUUGUUUUUCUUCAACUGGAAAAGCAAUAUCCAUGAGGCCAAAAUCAGCUAGUAGAGCAGUGCUGCUUCCUGAGUCAGAAUCAGGAUGGUUAGAUUCUAUUCCAGUGGGGUUGGGAGAUUCUAUAUUAACUGAUAGAUUUUCUGGGGUGCGCAAAUCAUCAAGUGCAUCAAGCCUCAGAGAGCAGGAAAAGAACAAUGCAGUAACAAUGUGGACAAGUGGAAGAUGGGGUUUGAAGCCAGAAGCAUCCAUCUCCAAACCUAUCUUUGAUGGCUUACCUAUCCCAAUAACUGGCCGCAGGAGCAAAACUGCCCUUGAUUAGUGCAAAGUGCAAACUGAUUCUAUGUGGAGAAAAUUAUUUUUUGACAUCACACAAACUUAAAUUGCAACUCUUUUGGGUUAGUAAUCCUGAUCAAAGAUGAGGGGGGGAAAAAAAGAAGAAACAAGGUACACGGUUAGGAUAUUUAUUUCAGACAUAGAAUAACAAAGGGGUCAAUGACCUGCAGCAGUAUCAGCUGAGGAAAAGGUGCAUGAAAAAGUCUUGCAACUGGUUUGUCAAAUGUACCAAUAAUGUAAUUAAUGGUGGCCCCAACUGGAUUAUAAGGAUUACUUAGAGAUUGAUAGCUCCUUUGUUAAAUUAUUGAGUCAAGUAAGUGAAAGUCAUUCUGUUCAAUGGUUAAUUGUAUCAUGUCAUUCUUAUUGGAUACAUUGUGUAUGUAUUUAUGAUUUAUUUUUUCUCAGGAUCCUUUAUACCGCAAUACCAUUAAAUU